Messenger RNA from Eleginops maclovinus (Patagonian blennie), 1703 nucleotides. RefSeq names its product nucleoredoxin-like protein 1. Gene Ontology annotation, cellular component: mitochondrion. The transcript is spliced from 4 exons. The record is from RefSeq and is a predicted model, not a curated record. NCBI's taxonomy places the organism in Eukaryota, Metazoa, Chordata, Actinopteri, Perciformes, Eleginopidae. Gene Ontology annotation, biological process: photoreceptor cell maintenance. The coding region runs from base 212 to 880 and encodes 222 amino acids.
GGGAGACAAAGGGAGAGGGAGUGAGCAGCUAUACUGCCGUCAAGGUGAAGCACACACACUCAAUGAGGGGACAAGAUAUAAACUGACAGGCUGGGAACAGAUUCACAUACGACACCAGGAGGAGUUGCAAAGAAAAAAAAUACAAUAUUUUGAAAGCUGUUAACUUUUUGGAUUUGCGGCCUCAAGGGGAGAUCAAAUUUGUGUGAGAACUAUGGUGGAGCUGUUUGUUGACCGAGUCCUGCUGAAGAACAACCACAAGCAGGAUGAGCUUGACACAGAGAGAGAGAUCGUCAUGCGCCUGCAGAACCGCAUCCUGAUGCUCUUCUUUGCAUCUGCAGCAUGUGAGAGAUGCCAGCAGUUUACUCCCACACUCAGCAACUUCUUCAAACAGUUGACGGAUGAAUUCUAUGUCGAUCGUGCUGCUCAGCUCGUUCUCCUGUACAUAAGUUUGGACCAGACAGAGGAAGAGCAAGAAAGCUUCCUGAAAGAGCUGCCAAAGAAGUGCCUGUUCCUGGCCUAUGAGGACCCCUACAGGAGAGAGCUGCAGGCCAUGUUUAAUGUGGAAGAGCUGCCCACUGUGGUGGUGCUGCGCCCCGACUGCUCCAUCCUCAUCCCCAACGCAGCGGAGGAGAUACUCUGCCUUGGACCAGACUGCUACCGCAACUGGCAGGAGGCAGCGGAGCUCAUCGACAGGAACUUCAUGAUCAACGAGGGCUUUGAAGUGAAGUCCAUGCACAGCUGGAGUGACCCCGUGAGGAGACUAAAGUACAAGGUAGAGGGUGAGAAGAAGAAAAGCAAGAGAAAGCACCUUGACAGAGGAUGGGGUGGAGGUGGAGAAGAGGAAGUGAAUGGUAAAGAUGGAGGAAGUUCACCAUGGUGACUGAGACAAGAACAAAAAUAAAAUAUUGGGGGUUUUGUUAAGUAGUAAUUAAAUGUUUGUCACAAGGUUUUUUUUUUACUGAUGCUGCCAAAACCCUUUUCACAGCUCAAUUUGAGACAGAUUAUUAGAAACAUCUAACCUAGGUUACUGACUGUCUUAGAGCUUAUUGGAUAAGAAGACAAAUCGCUUAGUUGAGAAAUAAAAAAUACUUGCCAACUAUUUUGAUAAUUGAUCAAGUGUUAGUCACUUUUCAUGCAGAAAAGGCAGACAUGAUAUUAUCAGCCUCUUACACACAAAGGUCAGCUUCUUUUCAGUUGAAUAUCGUAUUAAACUGAAUAUCUUCGUUUUUUGGGCUGAAAAGCAAGAAAUGUAAAGACAUUAACAAACUGAAAUGGACAUUUUAUAAUGAUUUUGGACAUUUUAUUGAUGAUUAAGUGAUUAACUUAAAGUAUUAGCAGAUCAGUCCAUUAUUAAAAUAAUUGCACCCAUGCUGGAUUUUCUUAUCUAUUUCGGCGCCAAGCAACUGCUAUGGUCUUACUGCAAACAUACCUUCUUAUAAGUCGGUGAGGGUAAGCCAAUAAAAAGUAAUGUGCAACACUUUCUAAAAGGAGCACAGGAUUCUGCUCGCCAAUGCUGACCUUAACUUAGAAUUGGCUGUCUUUAAUGUCUUUGAAAGCUGCCAAAUACACUGUAAAGCCAAAGUUAGGUCUGAGCCAAGUCUUCCUGUUAUAGCUUGUUUUUAUAGCACCCAGGAGAUUAUAUUUACCCUCUCCCCAUUUUCACAACACAUCUCUGUAAAAUAAUGCAUUAAUUUCUUUGUCUU